This is a messenger RNA of Bolinopsis microptera, 3587 nucleotides long. Its product is annotated as ubiquitin carboxyl-terminal hydrolase 15-like. Lineage: Eukaryota; Metazoa; Ctenophora; Tentaculata; Lobata; Bolinopsidae. Gene Ontology annotation, molecular function: cysteine-type deubiquitinase activity. Gene Ontology annotation, biological process: protein deubiquitination. The transcript has 21 exons. The record is from RefSeq and is a predicted model, not a curated record. The coding region runs from base 10 to 2517 and encodes 835 amino acids.
UAGGGUAGUAUGAAAAGUGGUCAAACUGAGGAGACGUAUGUGAAUGAUGGUCGCAACACCAGUCUCGCUCUUGGUGACAUCUGGUAUGUAGUGAGCCAGAAGUGGUAUGACCGAUGGAACCGCCACGUGAAGUACGAUGGUGAUCAUCCUGGUCCUAUAGAGAACCAUGACAUCCUACUCAACGCAGAAAUAUCGGAAGUACGAGAUGAGAUGCUGGAGAACAUAGACUUUGUGUUUGUUCCCUUGGAGUGUUGGAAUUUUUUAGUCAAAAAGUACGGAACAUCGACCGAAAACACUGCCAUUAAACGUCAGGUUAUAGAAUUUGGGGAAUUCUCUAAACAGCUCAAGAUAGAUCUCUCCGGUGUAAAGAUCGAGAUGGUAUUUGGUGAGAUAAAGAUGAAGAGAAUCUUGAGUAAGAGUGAUACUGUUGAAAACUUGAAGACGGUCAUGGACGAAAUCUUCCACGUAAAAGACACUGAAAGACGACUGUGGCUUAAGAAGCUACCAAAUAACUUUAUUCUUUUAAAAGAUGAUCAAGAUAAACUGGAGAACUUCACACUAAGUGGAGAUAAUUUGGUUGUGAUACUGGAGACGAAACAAAGCGAUGGAACUUGGAGCGAAAAAUACAGCUCUGCUGCUAAAGUUCAAACCAACUUUGAGAGAAACUCAUCAUCUGCUUUUGGAUCAAGCAAAUUCUACCUCAGUCUCAACCACAGAACCGUGGACACAGACACGAUAUCGACACGGAGCAUGACCCAGGCUAAUCUGACGCGGAGUGUGAGCGGAGGGUUGGUGGGGCUCAACAACUUGGGGAACACCUGCUUCAUGGCUUCUGCUCUGCAGUGUCUCAGUAACAUUCCUGCUCUUACCCAGUUCUUUAUCAGUGACGCUUAUGAGAGUGAAAUCAAUGAAAAGAACCCUAUUGGAAACAGAGGGGACUUGGCCCGAGCAUACGGGGACCUCAUGAAACAAAUGUGGUGUGGGAACAGUAGCACCGUCGCCCCUCGCCACUUCAAGUCUGUUCUUGGUCGCUGUGCACCCCAGUUCAGUGGUUACCUCCAACAAGACAGUCAGGAACUGAUGGCCUUCCUGCUGGACGGCCUGCACGAGGAUUUGAACAGGAUCACCAACAAACCGUAUAUCAACCAGGAGGACGCGCCCGAGAAUACCGCUGACAGUGUAGCAGCACAGCGAUCAUGGGACAACCACAAGAAACGAAACGACUCUAUCAUCACCGACCUUUUCCACGGUCAAUACAGAUCUAGGCUGGAAUGUCCGGAUUGUAUGAAAGUCAGCAAGAUUUUCGACCCGUUAAUGUACAUGUCCGUAUCACUGCCGAGAAAAGAAGAAAAGAUACGAGAAAUAGAUCUUAUCUGGUUAGAUCCUGAGAGACGGAGAACUCGAUACAAAAUAAUAACACCCCGAGAAGGACAAGUUAUAGACCUGCUAUACUCGGCUGAGAAAGUGUGUGGACUCUCAGCUGACAGGAUGAUGUUGUGUGAACUUUCUCAGUCUAUCAUUGAGUCGACUAUAAGUCCAACCCAGAAACUAAGAGAUAUCAGGGAUGGCAGAUAUUCACUCUGUAUUUUCGAGCGGGAACCUCAACUUCCUGUCAUCAAAGUUUACAACGCUUAUAAAGGGUACACGUCCUACUUGAAGUACUUCGGGAACCCACUACUCAUGCAAGUACCCAAGAGGGAAAUGUCUUACAAAGAAUUCGUCAUCGCACUUUAUAUGAAAAUGAGUCGGUACGUACAGCUCACAGACGAAGCCUUACAAAGUGAGGAAACACUUCCCUUUAAGAUUAAAGCAGUGAACCAGUUCGGAGUGGAACAGUCACAUGACUUGUGUGACGAGGACGAUAAUCUCUCUGUAACCAUGUCCUCCGGCAAACCUGUCGCUUACAUCGCUCUAGUGUGGGAUAUGGAUGCCAAAGACGAAUAUUUCAAACUUGACGAAUGUAACGCUGUUGAUUAUCAUGAUAGUUACCGGACAACUAAAGCACGUAAGAACGAGGUGAACCUGGAGGACUGUAUUGAGAUGUACUGCAAACAGGAGACACUAAACGAGGACAAUAUGUGGUGGUGCCCUAAUUGUAAGGACUUCAAGCAGGCCAGCAAGAAGUUGGAUUUAUGGAGGUUACCCAAGGUCCUGGUUAUCCAUCUCAAGCGAUUCUGUUAUUCGAGGCAUUGGCGUGACAAGAUUGAAACUAUGGUCAAAUUCCCCCAUCACGACUUAUCUUUAAAGAAAUUCAUGUUAUCAACGGAUCAGAGUGACGUAAAGUAUGACUUGAGGGGUGUGGUUAACCAUUACGGCGGUCUGGGCGGCGGUCAUUACACCGCUUACUGUCACAGUGUCGCCGACGACAAAUGGCAUGUGUACGACGAUUCUCACGUGGCUUCUUGCACUUCAGACAAAUGUAACUCUCCCUCUGCAUACGUUUUGUUUUACACACAGCAAGAACCGGACCGAAUAAAUGGUUCAUCGAAUGGGUUCGAACCAAUGGAUGUCAAUUAAGGGAUUGUUUUGGGAACUUUCGGGACUUUUCUAGUUUCGUAAAAUAUUUGUGCUCUCGUUUUCGGAGAGUGUGAAGUGAGUUGUGUAAUGUGUAUGUUGUCAACCACUUCUUUGAAUGGGAGGAAGAACUGUGAAAAUGAGAAUUUGUCUCUCGGGACGGAUGGAAUGUGUAUAUUUUGAUACAUGCUGAUUAAAGUAUUUCAAUUUGUAUAAUUUCAGUCUUCGUUUGAUGAAAAACGGAGCAACGCGUGGAUUUCUGCAGAAAAUUAUUUCAAUUCUGCAAUGAUUUAUGUUGAAUCAUAGACGUGUUACUGUUAGAGGAUUUUCUAUCUUAAUAGGAUUAGCUUAGGAUUAUGUUAAGUCGGAGAGGGAUAUUUUUUAAUAUUGAUGAUUUGUGGGUUUCUUGGCUGUGGUAGAUCUUCUUGGUUUUGUUAUUUUAUUAUUGGAUUGUAUUGAAAAAGGGGACCUUCUUUCAAAUGAGGUAUCUAAUAACACAUUCUACGGGUGCUGAAUAAGUUUUUUAGUUAUCGAAAAUUGUUUCCAAUGGAACAGCCGCCUUCACGAGGAACUGUUUCCUAAUUAUUUGGUUUACGUGACGAGCAUUUGACAAGGUAGUGUUAAAAUGAGUUGCUAGUUCAAGUUGGUUGAUGCUUGGUCAUCUGUUAGCUCCUUUGACUUUGUUGCGAUUGUUUUACAUGUGUCUAUAAGUAAGAUAUUUAACUUGUCUGGAUUUGGGUUGAUUAGACAGAUUACGCUUAUGGAGUUAUGAUGUAUCAUGUGUUUCUCGUUCACUGUUCAAGGAAUCCCAAACAUCUUUAAUCUUGACGUAGCUAGUGGGGGUUAAUGUAGUCCCUUUUUGCAUGAAUUUUGUCUAAAAAAUAUUCUUUCAGAUCACUUACAAUAUGAAUAACGCCAAUAUUUCACUUACGAUUCGUCGCUCUCCUGUGAAUGUAUUUUAACCUCUAAUGCCCUUGAUCAAUGAUUGUGAAGCUCGAGAUUAUGUCAUAAUAACAUUCUUCGAAAGAUGAAUGAAAAUCGUGUUUUGAUACUUUCUUGUAAUGCUAACGUUA